AAUUUAGAUUUUGGGAUGUACCCAAAAUCAAGCUUUUGUUGGGUAAUUUAUCUAAAAAUGGAGAACUCCUUGUAUGAUGAGUUUUCUUUUUUAUCAAUUCUACUGAUCAGUUUCUGACCAAGACAGGGGAUGGGUUAUAGUAAGACCUGGAACAACUAUUUUUAAGGAGGUUCCUUGAACUUACGAGAAACAUUCAAUGAUUCAUGGAAUCUUCAACACCGAUUUGUCACAAAAAUAAAUUCACCGACGCGCUUUCUGUUUGCAGAUAUUCUAUGUAAACAGGACCCCCCUCAGGUCUAUCACAAUCCUCUUACUCCUCACAAAGAACCGCCUUCCUCUUCUCCUCCAUCUUUGAUUCCUAUUCAUCUUCAUGGCGGAGCUUGAAGUUAAUCAAAUCAAGCAGCUAAGAUCCAUAUUUUCUCGCUUUGACAUGGACUCUGAUGGCAGCCUGACCCUUCUGGAGCUUGCGGCGCUGUUAAGAUCAUUGGGACUCAAGCCCUCAGGCGAUCAAAUUCAUUCCCUGUUAGCUAACAUAGACUCAAACGGUAAUGGGUCGGUGGAAUUUGAUGAGCUGGUGAGUGCCAUAAUGCCUGACAUGAACGAGGAGAUACUGAUAAACCAACAACAGCUACUCGAGGUUUUUCGGUCCUUUGAUCGCGACAGAAAUGGCUACAUUACUGCAGUUGAGCUUGCAGGCGCCAUGGCUAAAAUGGGACAACCUUUGACGUAUCGAGAGCUCACUGAUAUGAUCCGGGAGGCUGAUACAAACGGAGAUGGCGUCAUUAGUUUUAAUGAGUUUUCAUCUAUAAUGGCCAAGUCUGCUGGGGACUUCUUAGGCCUUACUUUGUUAUAACUUUCAUCCUUGUUGCCAUACACAUCUUCAUUAUCAUCAUCUCUUUAAAACUAAUUUUAGAUGGUUGUAAUGGGAUGUUGUUUGUUUCUUGGAAUUCUAUGCACAUCA
Molecule: messenger RNA, 961 nt
Organism: Vitis vinifera (wine grape)
Lineage: Eukaryota; Viridiplantae; Streptophyta; Magnoliopsida; Vitales; Vitaceae
Product: probable calcium-binding protein CML15
Exons: 1
Coding region: 371-853 (160 amino acids)
Molecular function (GO): enzyme regulator activity; calcium ion binding
Source: RefSeq, a predicted model, not a curated record